AAACAACUUGCUCCCUUUUACAAGCUCCAAUACUGCAAGUACGUAUAAUAUUGAUCACUAUGAAUGCAUCAACAAAUUACUUCAAGGUCUCAAGGCAUUAUCAGACUGUGUCAACUGGUUCCUCCAAGACUAUUAUGGAGAUUUAUAUAUGAAAUUGAGUGGGCUGUCAUGGGGUCCAUUUGUGCCGAAGCCCUUUGGAGUUUUCCCAAUGAUAGCUAUUAAUUUAAUACCACUAGUAACUAUCAUUGGGAUGAAUGGUCAUACAUCUUCAGCCAGGACAAAUCAUAGCAUUUGCCUCACGUUUAUUACUCCAUGGCAAUUUUUUAUUUAUAAAAAGGCUGGAAUUGAAAAAGGUAGUGGGCCAAUAGUUUCUGAGCAGGACCUUAAUAAUGCUCAAGGUUUAAACCAUCACGAGCAACUUUCCAAACCGAAAGCAAAACAAAUACAGAUUCCUUCCACUAUAUCUGAUCGGAGACAAGGAUAUAUAG
Messenger RNA from Racocetra persica, 488 nucleotides. The record is from the annotation of a GenBank genome assembly. Lineage: Eukaryota; Fungi; Glomeromycota; Glomeromycetes; Diversisporales; Gigasporaceae.